Messenger RNA from Penicillium subrubescens, 786 nucleotides. RefSeq lists its product as uncharacterized. The transcript has a single exon. The coding region runs from base 1 to 786 and encodes 261 amino acids. Lineage: Eukaryota; Fungi; Ascomycota; Eurotiomycetes; Eurotiales; Aspergillaceae. The record is from RefSeq and is a predicted model, not a curated record.
AUGCAGUCUGCGCCAGAUGCAACUGAGGCCUCGAUCCAAAAUGAUCGGCCAGGCACCCCACCCCGCCCACCUUAUUCCCCGGUGACCCCAGUGUUCGCGCAUCUCGACUUAGUCGCCUCUACCAACGCCACGAUAGUUCCUCCCCCUUUAUCACCUUCACCCACAUCGCAUGAUCUCCCAGAACCUCUCCUGGGUUACCGACCACCCCCGCCCCCAGCAGCCCCGCCUGUCUUCAAACCAGAACCCCCACCAGUGCCUAUCUCUGAGAGCGAGAAUCCAGAUGCUAUCGCCCUACGGUCUGCGAUAUCUAUCCUGCAAAUGCAGAAGCAGCAGACUCUGCGCGAUAUUCGCAGUUUAGACCGUUUGAAAGAGGCCGCAGCGGCGGAUCCGGAGGGCUUUGCGCACGAUCUGGCAGCUGGGCGUUUGCGCACCGAGGAUCGCGGGACGGUGAUCCAGUUCUCGGAAGACGAUGUCAUGGACACGGAAGAAGACCAGAUGGAAGGCGAUAAGAAAUCAAAAACGGACGGCGCAUCCACAUCAAAGUUUGGCCGUAUACCAACGCCACAGAAUGUGGUGCGAAUGCCGCCGAUAAAUUGGGCCAAGUACCAAAUCAUGGGCGACUCGCUGGAUCGCAUGCAUGAGGAGCAGCUGCGAAGACCUACGCUCGGCGAACCCAGGAGAGAACCGGCUCCGGAAUACCUGUUGGCUUCGCCUUAUCGUCCGCUUGUUGAUCAGUUGGACACACCCGCACGGCUGGCCCGGCCAAGCAAGACCAAAAAGCCAUGA